CCGACGGGGCGCCGGGAGCUGCGGCCCCGGUGCCGGUCCCGGAGCCUCGGAGCGGCGGCGACCGACGGUGCGGACGGAGGGGCGGCGCUCCCCGGUGCCCGCGCAUUGCCGGGGUCCCCCCCCCAAAACCGGUACCGUGGGGUGCUGAGCGGCUCUACCCCCCCCCCCCAUCCCCCCGCCCGUGCGGUGCCUCCGGGGGCGCGCCCCCCCGUUACCGUCGUUGGGGGUACGGUCGGAUCCGCGCCCCGAGAGGGAGCCGGCUCGGCCCAGCCCCCGGUGCCGUUCCUGGAGCGCCGGGUGGGGGCGGGACGGGAAGAUCGAGCGGCCUUAAAGGCGGAGCCGGCAGCGGGUGCCGCGGGGGAGGGAGCGCGGGGGGGACACCGCGACGGUCGGGGCUCGGCGGGGGACGUGAAAGGGGCAGGAGGGCUGCCGGGGCUCUGGGCUGGCGGCUGCUGCUGCUGCUGCUGCACCGGGCUGCAGGGACCCCCGGAGCUGGAGGGACGGGGAAGGCUGAUGGAGGCUGUUGCUGUGCUGGGCUGGCUGCUGCCUUUGCUGCUGCAGGCUGUGCCCGGGGCUGCGGGCUCCCGGCCCUGCAGCCCCAAGUACUUCGGGCGCGAUGCCAUGGUGUGUGUGUGCAACGCCACGUACUGUGACACUCUGGAGCCCGUGGUGCUGCCGGCCCCGGGCACCUACAUCAAAUAUGAGAGCAGCAAAGCUGGCAAGAGGCUGGAACGCAGCGAGGGGAGCUUCCAGCCCAGCCUGAGUGCCCCAGAUCUCGUCCUGACCCUGGACACGACACAGAGGUACCAGAAGGUGAAAGGUUUUGGUGGCUCCAUCACUGAUGCAGCAGCUUUGAACAUCCUUUCCCUCCCAGAGCCAGCCCAGGAUCACCUCCUGCGCUCCUACUUCUCUGAGGAAGGGCUGGAAUACAACCUUGUCAGGCUCCCUAUGGCCAGCUGUGACUUCUCCCUCCAUAUCUACACCUAUGAUGAUGUUCCCUAUGACUACGAGCUCACCCACUUCAGCCUGCGAGACGAGGACACGAAGCUGAAGAUCCCCCUUGUGCAUCGAGCCUUGGCCAUGAGCAAGAGGCCACUGUUGCUUUAUGCCAGCCCUUGGACCUCCCCAACCUGGAUGAAGACCAGCGAGUCCUUCAUAGGGAAAGGCACUCUGAAGGGACAAGCAGGGGACAAGUACCACAAGACCUGGGCCAAGUAUUUUGUGAGGUUCCUGGAUGAAUACGCCAAGCACAACGUGACCUUCUGGGCAGUGACAGCAGAGAACGAACCCACGGCUGGGCUGAUCAACAACUACCCCUUCCAGUGCUUGGGCUUCACUGCUGAGCAGCAGAGAGACUUCAUUGCAAAGGAUUUGGGUCCAGCCUUGGCCAACAGCUCCCACCAGCACAUCCAACUCAUCAUCCUGGAUGACAACCGCCUCCACCUCCCUCACUGGGCCAAAGUGGUGCUGGAGGAUGAAGAAGCCGCUCGCUACGUGCACGGCAUCGGCAUCCACUGGUACCUGGAUUUCAUCGGCCCCAUCCAGGACACUGUGGUGCCCACUCAUGAGCUUUUCCCUGACUACUUCAUCCUGGCCACAGAGGCCUGCAUUGGAGCUCAUUUUUGGGAGAGGGAUGUCAUCCUGGGCUGUUGGGAUCGAGGGAACCAGUACAGCCACAGCAUCCUGUUGAACCUGAACCACUUUGUGACUGGCUGGACUGACUGGAACUUGGCCUUGGAUUUGGAGGGAGGACCCAACUGGGUCAAGAACUACGUGGACAGCCCUAUCAUUGUGGAUAGCAGUGAAGGGGUCUUCUACAAGCAGCCCAUGUUCUACCACGUGGGACAUUUCAGUAAGUUCAUCCCUGAGGGCUCCCAGCGUGUGGGGCUUGUCCCAUCCAAGGAAUCCAAGAAGACAGAGCUGGAGUACACGGCCCUUCUACGCCCUGAUGGUGCUGUGGUGGUGGUGGUUCUGAACCGGUCCCCCCAGGAUGUCACCUUUGGGUUGGCUGAUACCGUUGGCCUCAUCUCAACCGUGGCACCGGCCAACUCCAUCCAGACCUACCUGUGGCAGCGACAGUGAUGGGCUUGGGAGACCCUGUGGCUGGCCAGAAGCAACCAGGCUGGGCCAGGAGAGCAGCCCCACACUGGCCACAGGCCCAUGGAAGAGGUGGCUCAGUGCUGGCUGCUGUGACAGAGCCAAGCCUUUGGGCCAAUGAACCAGGCUGGGCAGUGCCAGGAGCACGCAGGAGGGCUGAGGGCAAGGCUGCCCCUCAGUGCAGACAUCCCACAGGCUGCAAGCACCAUUUUCUGUUGCUCUAGCAUUAAAUGCUGCUGCUUCCUC
Molecule: messenger RNA, 2343 nt
Organism: Colius striatus (speckled mousebird)
Lineage: Eukaryota; Metazoa; Chordata; Aves; Coliiformes; Coliidae
Gene: GBA1
Product: glucosylceramidase beta 1
Exons: 11
Biological process (GO): glucosylceramide catabolic process
Molecular function (GO): glucosylceramidase activity
Source: RefSeq, a predicted model, not a curated record